GCACUAUCACUUUUGUCAUCGACAGUACUUCUGGUCAAAAUCUGUAUAUAAACUAGGCUUUAAACAAUUGGAAAUCAUUAGUUACAUUGUAUCCAGAACGUGCCUGCCUACUUAUUUCUUGGUCACAUUAAUUCAAGAUGGUUUCCAAACUUCUGCCUAUCCUGUUCAUCCUACCAAUCAUCUACGCGAAGAUAGAGAUAGACAUAUCAGCCACAGACGAGAAAGAGCGAGAUGUCCAUAUAUCUGGAAGCUACGUCGAUCUCAUCAACGACAUUGAGAGGAAAACCUUCGAUUUGACAGAGGAAAACCUGAAGAAAUCCAUUUCUAGCUACUUUGGUUUAGCCCCAGAUAACGUCUACCUAAGAAACCCCACCCCUUGGGGAGGCUUAUACAAAUCCCUGAACUGGGAACCUGUAAAAAGGGUGUUUCUACCCAAAAAAGCUACAAUUUUGACAGUGGAAACUAAACCAGUCAAAACUGAGAUCAAAAACUUAGUCAACGAAGAUUCAGAACCGAAGACCUUUAACGAGAAAAUCAACCAUUUAGUAGAAACCACAGUUUCAUCGAAAUGGGACAAGAAACCUGAAUUAGAAAUUGAAGACAUCCACUAUCAUCUCGACAUGAAAAAGCCAGAAGAUUCCAUGUACUUUGGAUUCACAGCUAAAUGGGGAGAAGAUACCGUUAAAGCAAUGCCAAUGAACGUAGCAUCCGAAUUCCAAGUUACUUUGAAGCCGAAACAGCACGCGAAAGUCGAAGUCCUGGCCACUAAGGAAAUCAUGACGAUUCGGGUGGACUUCGAGACCAGUUUAGUUGGAGCUGUGGCUAUGAACUACGAUAAGGAGUACAAGGGUCACCGUUUCUGGGCGAUGGACAUCAGCACGGUGCAAGAGGCUGGUGGGAUGAGGAAGCAGGUGGAGUCCUCGGAAGUCAUCGAAGUGGUUCACCUUAGAGACGUGACAGUGCGAGUGACUGACGUCACAACUGGUGACGUCAUAUACACCGCCCCCGCAACUAUGCACUGAUUAGGUACCUACUGUGAAUAUGAUUUUGUACUGUAUUUUUUAACUAGAUAUUAUGCUUGAAUAAAUUAUUUUUAUGUGUC
This is a messenger RNA of Maniola jurtina (meadow brown), 1102 nucleotides long. RefSeq lists its product as uncharacterized. Bases 138 to 1022 code for a protein of 294 amino acids. The record is from RefSeq and is a predicted model, not a curated record. The transcript is spliced from 2 exons. Lineage: Eukaryota; Metazoa; Arthropoda; Insecta; Lepidoptera; Nymphalidae.